Molecule: messenger RNA, 1882 nt
Organism: Cuscuta campestris
Lineage: Eukaryota; Viridiplantae; Streptophyta; Magnoliopsida; Solanales; Convolvulaceae
Source: the annotation of a GenBank genome assembly
AACCCAUCAUUUACUCUCUUCGUCUUAAAAUUUUUGUUACAUCUCGUAAAAUCAAAUAAAAGAUUUGGUUUUUCUCAAUUUGUUUUAUUUGAAAAUUAGUAUAGAAAUAAAAAAUAAUAUUUAUACAUUUAAAAAUUAUAUCAAAUUUUUUAAAAAUAUGAUAUGACAAAGUAUUUUAUUUUAUCAAAUAAUCAAUAAAAAAAAAUAACAAACAAAAAUUCAUGUGAUUUUUAAAUAGUGAAGCUUAACAUUUCUUUUUGAAUUGAGGGAGUAUCCAUUGGUUUUUUUUUGACCUAAGAUAUUUCCCUUCCAAAAUCCAGGGUAGUGGGUACUGCAGGGAAGUGAGCAAAGCAACGCCAGUGGAUCGGCUGCGAGAUGCGGUGGUACGUCGUCGCUUCUCUUCUCACCGUUCUCACCAGCUCCCAGGGAAUCUUGACGACGUUAUCUCAGAGCAAUGGGGGUUAUGAAUAUGACUAUGCCACUGUUCCUUUUCUUGCUGAAGUCUUCAAGCUUCUUGUAUCUUGUAUCCUUCUGUCUAGAGAGAUGAAAAGCUCACCUACUCCACAAAUGACCACGGAUUGGAAGAGCGUCCGCCUGUACCUAAUUCCAUCUAUCAUUUACCUCAUUCACAAUAAUGUUCAGUUCGCUACUCUUAGAUAUGUGGAUACAUCAACUUAUCAGAUAAUGGGCAACUUGAAGAUUGUCACCACUGGAAUAUUGUUCAGUGGAUGGCGAUCGUAUUAUUGGCUGUUGGAACAACCACGAGCCAGGUAAAAGGCUGUGGAGAGGCUUCUUGUGAGUCACUGUUUUCAUCACCUGUCGAGGGAUAUAUGUUUGGGAUUUUGUCUGCUUUUCUCUCAGCCUUAGCUGGGGUGUACACUGAAUUCUUGAUGAAAAAGAACAGUGACAGCUUGUACUGGCAGAAUAUCCAACUAUAUGCAUUUGGCUCAAUAUUUAACAUUGGACGUCUUCUACUCGAUGAUUUCAAAAGUGGGUUUGAGAGAGGGCCAUGGUGGCAACGCCUUCUGCAUGGAUACAGUAUUACAACAUGGUUGGUGGUUUUGAAUCUGGGAACAACUGGGCUUUUGGUGUCAUGGUUAAUGAAGUAUGCCAACAAUAUCGUUAAGGUAUACUCCACAUCUAUGGCAAUGCUUUUAACAAUGUCAUUAUCGGUGGUCUUAUUCAAUUUCAAGCCAACUGUUCAGCUAUUUUUGGGCAUUGUUAUCUGCAUGAUGUCACUACACAUGUACUUUGCUCCCCCAAACAAGCUGGUGGAUUUGCCUUUGACAACAAAACCUGCCCCAGAGAGCUUACCCGAAAGAACAGUUUCGUGAUGUAUAUGUACGAGUAAAAUGUAGAGAAAGUAUCAAAAUGGGAGUUCCAUAUUUGCAUUUCCAAAAUAGAAGUUACAGUGCCAAGAAUGUCAACAUAUAAUACCAAAAAAUACUGUAGAAUGCCAAUAUACAGUGCUACAUUAUCACAGUGCAAACUUCUAUUUUGAGAAUAAAAUCAUAUGGAGCUUUUAUUUUGGUACUUUCUUUAGGUCUUACUCUUAGUCCAUGAUUUCUUAUACAUAUAUAUUGGUUUGGACUGAUGUCUUCAUUUGUAUUUGCACGAAGCAUUUCAUCCCCGUUCUCAGCUUAACCACAGGAAUAGAGAUGGGUGCAUAUCUUCACUCAGUAUACCGACAAUAGGGACGAAGUUGAUCUUUCUCAUGGUUUCAGAUCUGAUUUUCAAAUGUGUACAAGCCAUCCACAGAUUGUAGUUGUGUUUACUAUACGUUAGAAGGGGCAUUUGGAAAUGUCAAAUUCUAGGAUAUGUUCCUUUUUGUGAAGCCCUUGAUUUUGAUAUGAAAGUCUUCCGAAUUUUAUACUACACAUUG